GGCCAGUCAACUGGUUGGCUGCGUACGGUCUUACUAUUUUGCUGUCAUUUCAAAAUUGUAGCGUUCCAAUUGCACUAUUUUGCCGACUUUAAACAAAUCAAAUAAAACAACCAAAAUGCUUUUCGAUGGCGCAGCCGGCAAUGGACAAGGUCAGGGACAGAAUCCAUUGGGAGGAGGUCAGGAGGCGUCGGCCCUAUGCGAGCAGUACCAGUUGCUGGGCGAUGGCACCAUCAUUCUGCGCAACCUUCGCGCCGACUUUUCCAAUCCGCGCCUGGAGCGCCACAAGUCCCGCUGCUGCCAGCGCCAAACGCUCAUCCACGACCUAUGCGCCAACUGCAUGAUGGAUCUCUGCGAGGAGUGUGGCUACUCCUGCGGCGAGUGCUCCAAGUUCAUAUGCCGCAGCUGCGUGACUUUGUUUGGUAAUCGAGUUGAAGAAAGCGAGGAUCCGCUCUGCGAGCGCUGCCAGAUGUUCUUCGCCUAGGAUUCCAAGGCCAGCUCUACGCAAUAAGAACUACGAUAAGAACAGAUUUUGCACAUAAGGGAACGCUAUGGUCAAGUACAUCGACCUUUUGAUGCCCGUGACUGAGUUAAAAUAUUUGAUCUCCUGAAAGGAUUAGGACGUAUUAACCUACCUGACAUGACUACAUUUAACUAUAUUUUUCAAUUAAAAUCGCGAUGCGAAAAUCUAUCAGCACUCUA
Drosophila erecta is the source of this 699-nucleotide messenger RNA. RefSeq lists its product as uncharacterized. The transcript is spliced from 3 exons. NCBI's taxonomy places the organism in Eukaryota, Metazoa, Arthropoda, Insecta, Diptera, Drosophilidae. The record is from RefSeq and is a predicted model, not a curated record. Gene Ontology annotation, biological process: extrinsic apoptotic signaling pathway. Gene Ontology annotation, molecular function: CD27 receptor binding. The coding region runs from base 116 to 481 and encodes 121 amino acids.